AGACUACUCAGCAUCAGCGUGACAAGAUUAGCAGUUACCCGGCGGGGAUAAACGGGGACAAAAUACACGGAAGAACACGGACGAACAAGGACAGACUACAUAUUCCUCUCUGACAGGUAAUGUUGGAUAUAUUUUAUCAAAUUAAAAGCCCGAAAACACGGUUUUAAGUUAAUUUAAACAACAUUAAAAACACGUGAGCGGAGAGUACAGUGCUCAUUACCGCCUCGUGCACUCGAUGCUGACGUAGCCAAUGGAUUUGAUUUCAUCAUCUUUAUGGAAACUAAUUUAAUGUCGAGUUUUAGUACGAGUUUUUUUUUUAAGUGUACGUCUUUGUGUGAUAUAUUUGUUGUUUUAGGCGUGUUCGCUAAUUUUGGUUUUAGAGGUAUUGAAGUUUUCACGAACCACAAACUACCGGUGGUUGGGCGACUUGUGAUGUUGCCUUGUUGUCAAGUGUUACUAUCAGUCAUGGCGAGCAAAGCACGCGCCUUCAGUAUCAAUGUUAAACACUUCUCUAUAUAUACAGAAUCACUCCGCUAUAAGAAGAAAUAAGGGGGGUUUCCGAUGGCGUAUUACAUAGACUUUUGAGACUUUAGAAGAGAUGUAUUAAAUCAACAGGGGCAUCAAUGGACCAGGAUUACAGCUGCGCAUGCGUACUCGAUCAAAGAGCAGCUUAGUCGUACUCUAACAUAGGUAGCACUAUUCUCCAUAACACCGCCAAACUAAAAGAUUUCGUGUAGAUAUAAAUAAAACAUUAAAAUAGUAAAACAUUACAGUUUUAAAGUCAUAUAAACCCAAGAAUUUAAACUUCGCAGGAGUGUAUUUCUGUAUUUUCCCAUCUGUUUUCAGUUCCUUUCUUAAGAAGUUAACUGAAUUAAAGUACCGAUGUAUUGGCAAGCUUUGAGGAAUCUAGCUUUUUUUCACAUUAUGAAAUGGGGGAGCUUUCCUCUGUCGCAUGUGUAACAGGUAGAAGUGAACAAUUCCAGUGAGCGGAAAUGUUCAGGAACCCACACCAUGUUUAGUAUUUGUUUCUAUUGUUUCUUUAAUGUUUGGUUGCAAAACAAUGAAUGUUCCCAUUUGACAAGACAUGAAAAGGCCCUCACAUUUUCUGCCAAAAUAAUCUUUUAUUUCUCUACCCCCCCCCCCCCCCCCCUUUUCCAUCCCUCUUUACCCUUUUAUCUCUACAGAACUCAGAUUAAACCAUGAGUAAGGACACAGAGAUCGACAUGAAGGAAGUGGAGCUCAAUGAGAUGGAUCCUGAGAAGCAGCCGAUGACAGGCGAUGGUCAGGCUGCAGCGGGAGAGAAAAACGGCAGCGUAAAGCUAAAGGUGCCUGAAGAUGAGGUCACAUUCACAGGCCUGUCUAAGGAUGAGCUGAUGAAAGUUGCUGGCACUCCAGGGUAAGGACUGCAUGAUGGAUAAGUGGUGCUUUAAACUUGUUUCUUAGAAGUACAGGAUUGAUUUCAUAAAACACGCGGUGACGUUUUUCUUCUAUUGACUGUUUCGUGUUUAGAUGGGUCCGGACACGUUGGGUGCUCCUUGUCCUGUUUUGGCUUGGCUGGGUGGGCAUGUUGGCUGGUGCCAUUGUGAUCAUCGUUCAGGCCCCUCGCUGUAAACCCAUCCCAGAUAUGAGCUGGUGGAAUGAAGGACCUCUGUACCAGAUCUCUGAUGUUGAAGCUUUCUCUGAGGGAAUGGAAGGUAGGUUAAAACUGUCAAAAGGCUUGAUUACACGUUGAACCUUUUCAACUUCUUAUAUUAGCUAAUGCUGUUGUUCCAAAAAUAGGGUCUCAUAACUAAAUCUGGGUCUGGCAACUCGCUCCCAUUCAUAGGGUUCAAGUCAUGUGACAAGGUCUUGGGUUUCCUUAAUUCUGCAUAACCUGAUUCAGCUAGCCAGAUCCCAGACUGCUGACUUUGCUGACGAUGUGUGACUCAAGUCUAAAGGACAUUAAAAGUGUACGAGUCAUGACUUUCAUAUCUCUGUUCCUCAGAUUUGAGCCAAAGGUCAGAUGACCUAGUGCAUUCUUCUGAUCAUUUGCUGAUUUAACUUUUUGUUAAUGUAACUUUUGGAUGGAAAAUUUACAUAAUUUUAUGUGUUUUUUAAGCAGUCUUCCAAAUCCCACUUUAAUGAAGCAGUUUUGGAUAUCAACCUUUUUUAUUUCUAUUUUACAAUUUUUAAAGUAGAAGUUUGAAAAGUUGCAAGGAAGUACUUAUAAUACCGCCGUUUUCAAGGAGAGUCACAAGGGGGGAACUCAGGUUUCAAGCAGGCCUUUGGCAGUCACCGCACGUGGCUUGCACAUAAAGGACUUCCUCAUGCUCAGACUGCACAUGGCCAACAGAGGGUGUGGAGGAGGUCAUUCACAUGCUCCUACCCUUACAGAUAAUCAGUUCUUUUUUUUUUUUUUUUCGACUUUGCCGCCAUCUUUCCGUCCCUCUACUCUCUCAUAACCCUGUGCCCUUGCUAGCUUUCACAUAUCAGCUCUCUGUUGUCUCUCCCCCUUGUGUGAAACUUUCACCGACUUGACAUGUAACCCUCCUUCCUUGUCCUUUCACCGGUUCUUAGGCGUUGUAGCCAAGCUGGAUGAGAUCAAUCAGUUGAAGGUGAAAGGCUUGGUCCUUGGUCCGUUUCACACUGUCCAGAAGGACCAACCAGCCACCCUGGACCUUAAAGAGAUCGAUCCAAUCCAAGGAAAGAAGGAAGCCCUGAGCGCUCUGCUGGAAAAAGCCCACAAGAAGGGUCAGUUGAAGUCUGUCACCCAUACUUGUCUUCUCAAGCCCUGAUGUUGAAUACUAAAUAGUUUUUCCUCAAUUUUCUACAUAGGUAUGUCUGUGGUGCUUGAUCUGACUCCAAACUACCCUGGACAGGCUCCCUGGUUCAGCACCGCUGCUAUUGAUGAUGAAGUUAUGGACAAAGUUAAGGUAAAAGACAGACUACAUUUUUUUUUAACCAACUUCAAAACAUGUUGAAGUGAGACUAAGUGGUUUGAAAGCUGGGUUGAUAGAAAGUAUCAAAUCCCUAUGCCGUUGCUGUGUCAGUUGUAACUCGAGUUUUAUCACGUUUUUCCUUUCAGGCAGCAGCUGAGUACUGGAUUGGUGAGGGAAUAGAUGGCAUCAAGAUAUCCGACCUUAGUUUGGCAUCGAAGUCUGUUGAGUGGUCGAAGCUGCUGGCUGCUGUCCAGGGCAAUCGCACCGACGACUCAAAGAAGAAGUAAUUAUGGCUGCUUUUUUCUCACUCCCUAAUCCAAACAGAAAUGCUCUAAAUCAUGGGGUUUCCAGUCAACCAUAGCUGUUACAGUUUCAUACAAGAUAUUUACUAAAGUUACACGAAGGGAGGUUCAACAUUGACAGACAAACUUUUAAAGUGUUUCUAAGAUUUGCAAUUCUAGUGUCUCUUGGUAAAGUAAUGUAAAAGCAGCAGUGAAAUGUCAGCAGGCUGUUUUUCUGAGAAAAGGUUGAAACUUAAAAGCAUUCCAGUGCUGCGGGGGACUAGAGAGAGGGGCAAGGGUGAGACAGACCAACAAGAAAAGCAUCCACAGACCAGUGGUAUUUUACACUCACUUGUGUUAAAGUGACACCUUGUGGACAGUUUGAGGACUGACUCAAAGUUGACUCUUUUUAAUUUCGAGAGACUGAAUCAUCCUGCAAGGAUGUGUUUCAGUGACACAUACCAAAACCCUUUAUUACACACACUUAAUUGUUCCUCUUUGCCUUUGCUGUCGAACACGAUUAAUUUGACAACCUUCUUUUUCUCCCAGGGCUGUGAUGGGUGUGGUUAAAAAUGCUUCUACUGCUGAGGUGUCUCAUCUCGCCAACGCUACUGGUGUAGAUCUGGUCCUGUCAGACCUGCUCAGCACGAAUGGAGGUAAGCUAGAGUCCCAGUCUGUUUGUCAUGCAUCAUCCUUGAUGCUUGACAAGUGAGUUAUUUCAUUGAAUACACAAAGGGUUAACAUAGGCAAUAGAAAACGAUAUGGUUAUCCACAUGAGUUGAUUCCUCAAUACCAUCCAUCAUUAAGUGCCCUGUCUCAAUCCUGAAAUAUGUCCAGUAUUACUGCGCUAUCAGGGUCCAACAGUUGUAUUGAAAACAUCAAUUCUAUUUGUGUGAAUAGGGAUUUUUUUAAAAGUAACAAAUUCACCUCAAUGUUAGCAGGUAAAGAGCGCAUCAGGGCCAUGGAUGUCCUCAACACUAUGCAGAUGAGUGUGGGCUGGGGUCUCGGUGCUGCCCAGAAGGACCACCUUUCAAGAUCUACAGAUAUGAUCCAACUGUACCAGCUUCUGCUGCUCACCAUGCCUGGAACUCCAGUGUUUACUUACGGAGAUGAGAUUGGUCUAAAUGCACAGGUAAGCCUGAAAAUUAAUUGAAUAAGAUUAAAUACAACUUCAGAGCUUCACCUCCAUGAAUUAACUUGAUUAAUUUAUUUUUAUUUACUAUCAGGGUGCAGAGUCUCCUAAAAUGGUUUGGGGCAUAGAGAAGGAACCUGAAGGUUCUCCUGCCAAUGAAACCGCCAAGGUAGGAGUAUUUUCACAGUACAUGUCAAAAAAAGGUUCAGUAAAAUUGAUCCGUGUUUGCUAAAAACUGUCCUCAAUCCCACUUUGACAGGCUGAGCGUGAGAAGCUAGUCAGUAAAAGGAACUGGUUCAAAUCCCUAAGUGAGAUGCGAGGCAAAGAGCGCUCUCUUCUCCACGGCGAUUACUACUCUCUCUACUCGGCCGACUCCUCCAUAGCUUUCCUACGUCUGUGGGACCAAAGCGACAGAUACAUCACAGCUGUCAACUGGGGAACAACAACUGAGAAGCUCACAUUUACUCUCACACCUACAGGUAAGUUAAUCUCUGAAUAAAACAUCUAACAUUGACAUUUACCGCCGUAUUUUGUCUAAUACUGCGACCUUUGUUUCUGCAGAAGGAGUAGAGCUGCCAGAGAAAGCCAAGGUGAAGCUGUCGACUGAUGAAAACUUGAAGGUGGACUCCAGCGUCAGCCUGGACAGCAUCACUUUAGGACCAGGGCAAGCUGUACUGCUGCAGUUUCCCUAUACAGGCUGAAAAUAACGCUAAACAACAGAGGGCUACGUAGAAAAAGAGUUGUUUAAAAAAGAAACUUAAGGUAGUCCUCAUCCUUUUGAAACAAAGUGACAAAGGAUACAUGAAAGUUCAUUUUACCGUAGAAAAUAGUUUUUUCAAUUUGUUUGUUUGGUCAGAAUAGAAUUGGUUGAAAGAAAAUCUACUGCACAGAGUUAAGGCAAACACAAACUCGGCUGAAGGUUUUUUUUUUUCUUUACAAAGUCCACCAUUAACUUUACUAUUGUCUCCUUUUUGUUAUGGUAAAACAUGCAGCCACCUGAGGCAUAUGCACUCGUUGGCUGAGCCUUUGUUGUCUUGACUCUACAAUAUGCGAAAUUGUAAAAGACAUUCCGUUCAUGUUUUCAGGGCAUUCCGUUAGCAGUUGGACUGUUUUUUAAGUUUUACUACAGUUUUAGACACUUAUUUAACUUUAUUUGAUUUUUUUUUUUUUUAACAAGAAGGCAUUUGCCACAAAGUAAAGAAAAAAGUCAACUUUGAAAGUGUGGACGACUUGGUUUGAGUUUUAUUUUAUUUUAGUGCUGUUGGACAAAACAGUUGAGGAUUGCAGAAAGUCCGUCGAACAAAAUGGACUAGAAUGAAUAAACAGAAAAUUCUGUACCAACUUCUGCUUGUUUGUCAUGUGUUCAGAGGGUUACAAAGUGUUUAAUGUGAGCUAAUUUCGCGG
This is a messenger RNA of Xyrichtys novacula (pearly razorfish), 5735 nucleotides long. Lineage: Eukaryota; Metazoa; Chordata; Actinopteri; Labriformes; Labridae. The record is from the annotation of a GenBank genome assembly.